UUUAUCUCAACGCACAGCUUAUUUGUCACCAGUCAGUGCUCAGAUACGUAUUCGUAACCACGCGUUUUUUCUCCUCGCGCGAUUUUAUCCUUUGAAAGUUUCCCACGUUUUCUAAAUGGCUAAAUUCGUUAAUUACUGUGACUUCCUUUCUCCUAACUAAAUCAGUGUUUUGAGAGACAACAGUUCCAGCUCUUGGGAUCCGUGGACUGUAUUCGUUUAAGAUUAAUUCUGGUGGCAGCAUACAUGCAUCGAUUUUCGAGCAAUCUGUUCCAAAAAAUGACCAUUACAUUAAUGUACAGAGUAAACCCGAUUUACUAUUCCGACUACUCCGAUACGAUUUAGGACUGCAUCUGAAGUUAUUUCAGAUAAAACACGUUUUCUGCCAUUGGCUCUAUCAUUUCGAAUACUAUAAGUUCGGGGUCUAUCCACAAGAUAUCACCUGACCAAUAGCUAUCCAAAAGUUACGAGAAAAACUACUUUGAGAAAAUGGACAUCGUGGCUAACUACCACCCGGUGUUCAAAGCGUUCCUGGCCGGUUCCUUCUCAGGGACGUUCAGUACGAUUCUGUUCCAACCAUUGGACUUGGUGAAGACAAGGUUGCAGAAUCCUGGGCAACAUGUUGUUGCGGCGACAGUCAACAGCCGAAUUCAACCCGGCAUGAUCACAAUCUUCGUGAACAUAGUACGCCAGGAGCAAAUCAUCGGUCUAUGGCGGGGCAUGGUCCCCUCCAUAGCGCGAUGCGUUCCCGGCGUGGGCCUGUACUUCUCUUCCCUCCAUUGGCUGAAGACUAAGCUGGGCAAGAACAGACAAGACUUGGGCGCUAUGGAGGCGGUCGCGCUUGGUGUUAUUGCGAGGACCAUGAGCGGAGUCGCGCUGAUACCUAUCACUGUUAUUAAGACUAGAUACGAAUCAGGAUUAUUCAAAUACAACAGUCUCGGUGGGGCCCUGAAGGCGAUAUACAAGGCGGAGGGUUGGCGAGGCCUGUCGUGCGGGCUGGGCCCGACGCUAGCGAGGGACGCGCCGUUUUCGGGGCUCUACCUUAUGUUCUACACGCAGACGAAACAGGCUAUUCCCAAAGAAUGCCUCCAAUCCCCAGCCACGGCAAGUAUAGUGAACUUCUCGUGCGGCAUCGUGGCCGGCAUCGCGGCGUCGCUCGCCACCAACCCCGCGGACGUGCUGAAGACCAACAUGCAGCUGUACCCGGACAAAUUCCCCAACGCCUUUAGCGCUGCUGUUUACGUGCAUCAGACUUAUGGAAUCAAAGGCUACUUCAAAGGCGCAGUACCUCGAAUGCUUCGCAGAACUCUAAUGGCGGCGAUGGCUUGGACAGUGUUUGAACAGAUAACUCAUUCUAUCGGCCUCAAAUAGUCAAUUAUUCGCACGUGAUUUUACGUGCCUUAUGAGCAGUGCUUAGUGAAUCUAUGACCAUUAGUGUCCGACCGAAUCUUCGGCCACGGCUUCGGCCAAAGUGGAUAAAAGUUUUGGCCGAAGCCGAAGGUUUCUAACAAGUGUCGAAAUUGAACGAACUGUUACGAAUGCGCCACAGAGUAAUG
Maniola jurtina (meadow brown) is the source of this 1553-nucleotide messenger RNA. Its product is annotated as mitochondrial glycine transporter-like. The transcript is spliced from 6 exons. Gene Ontology annotation, biological process: glycine import into mitochondrion. NCBI's taxonomy places the organism in Eukaryota, Metazoa, Arthropoda, Insecta, Lepidoptera, Nymphalidae. Gene Ontology annotation, molecular function: glycine transmembrane transporter activity. Gene Ontology annotation, cellular component: mitochondrion; mitochondrial inner membrane. Bases 487 to 1368 code for a protein of 293 amino acids. The record is from RefSeq and is a predicted model, not a curated record.